This is a messenger RNA of Dicentrarchus labrax (European seabass), 5728 nucleotides long. RefSeq names its product cAMP responsive element binding protein 1b (gene creb1b). Gene Ontology annotation, cellular component: ATF4-CREB1 transcription factor complex; nucleus. The coding region runs from base 144 to 1136 and encodes 330 amino acids. Gene Ontology annotation, molecular function: DNA-binding transcription factor activity, RNA polymerase II-specific; protein binding; cAMP response element binding. NCBI's taxonomy places the organism in Eukaryota, Metazoa, Chordata, Actinopteri, Moronidae. The transcript has 8 exons. Gene Ontology annotation, biological process: regulation of transcription by RNA polymerase II. The record is from RefSeq and is a predicted model, not a curated record.
CUCGUCCUUCUCCAAUCUCCGUGUUGUUGUUCCCGGUGACGCGGCGGAGGUGUAGCCUGACGCGGGCUCUUACGUGUCGGCCAGAAUAAAAGUGGAGCUCCGGAGGCCCGGGAGUGACGAGGGGAGUCUGUAUCGCUCAGCCAAUGAAGAUGGAGUCAGCAGUGGAGGCUCAGCAGGGGGUGGAGACUGCUGUGACUGAGACAGAGACCCAGCAGAUCACCCCGGCACAGAUCGCUACUUUGGCACAGGUAUCCAUGACAACGGGUCACGCCUCAGCAACAGGUCCCACAGUUACGCUGGUACAGCUUCCCAACGGACAGACGGUUCAGGUCCAUGGUGUCAUCCAGGCUGCGCAGCCGUCUGUUAUCCAGUCCCCACAGGUCCAGGCUGUACAGAUCUCUACCAUAGCAGAAAGUGAGGAUUCACAGGAGUCAGUAGACAGUGUGACAGACUCUCAGAAGCGCAGAGAGAUUCUGUCUCGACGACCCUCAUACAGGAAAAUCCUGAACGACCUUUCAUCCGACGCACCGGCUGUCCCUCGUAUCGAGGAGGAAAAGGCUGAGGAGGAUUCAUCUGCUGUUGCUGCCACACCAUCCAUCACCACGGUUACUGUCCCCACACCCAUCUACCAGACCAGCAGCGGCCAAUACAUUGCAAUCACACAGGGUGGGGCCAUUCAGCUGGCUAAUAACGGUACAGAUGGAGUCCAGGGCCUUCAGACUCUGACCAUGACCAAUGCAGCAGCAGCUGCACAGCCUGGAGCCACCAUCCUCCAGUACGCACAGACCAGCGACGGCCAGCAGAUACUGGUUCCCAGUAACCAGGUGGUGGUCCAAGCUGCCUCUGGUGACGUUCAGGCCUAUCAGAUCCGAGCAGCCCCUGCCAGCACCAUCGCCCCUGGGGUGGUCAUGGCCUCGUCUCCUGCCCUCCCCACCCAGGGCGCUACUGAGGAGGUCACCCGUAAACGGGAAGUCCGCCUCAUGAAGAACAGAGAGGCAGCCCGUGAAUGUCGCAGGAAGAAGAAGGAGUAUGUUAAGUGUCUGGAGAACCGAGUGGCCGUCCUGGAGAACCAAAACAAGACACUAAUUGAAGAACUUAAAGCACUUAAAGACCUUUACUGCCAUAAAUCUGAGUAGUUCCUGUCCUGAACACCGAGGUGGGAAAAGUAGCAUUUCGGUUCUUUUCAAAUACUUUGACUGUUUGAUUCUGCCUGCCUGGCCUUCCAGUUUGCACAUGGCUGGCUCUUUUUUGAUGAAGUCGCCCUAAUCCAGUUCUGCUUACACUACCUUCUCUUCAGGAGUCAUUAUAAUACUUUUAAAAUACACAAAAUCGUUACAGUGUCACUACACUGAAAACACCCAGGUCUACCAAUGUCUAAUAACCAGGUCUGAUGAUGACAGUGGCAAAACCUUAUAGUCUAAAACCUUAGCUACAGCCCUGUGCAACAUCAUUAAAGGGGCAAAAUCAGCUGCUGACACAGGCUAACAUGGGGCUUCACACAUCUUUGAUUGUGAGCCUGUGUCUAAUUGUCAUAGAUUUGGCUAAUACCCGUACAGGUUAGUGUAACACUGUACUCAUCACGGUCAUUGUAGAGAUACUUCACUGUAAAAUGAGUCCAGUGAGGCUGAGAAAAUGCUGUCCUUAAAUCAGCAACAAACGGAACCUCCCUGUGGUUCGUGUAGUUCAAAUCUGUUCGAGGCUCAUAUUUAAUCGACCUCAUUGGACUCCAGUCGAGCACUUGUGUUUACUAUGUAAGCAAUAAUGGCCGACAAGUUGUCCUUGUAGCAUUACCUGCAGUUUAAUUUACCUUCCCCUAUGUUUUACAGAACUUAUGUUUGACGCUUCCCGAUAUGUGACUUUACAAGCACCUGCUAAAUAUUGAUGAAUUAAUACUUUCUGUUGCCAUGGUGAAAUGGUAACUUUAUAUUCACAGUGGUGAGUUCAGUGUGACCCAGAUUGUAAAAUACAAUAUUUUUGCCUGCUGUUUGGUACAUUUUAGCAUAUGUUCAUACUUUAUCCUAAAAUAAUUUGUACAACAAUUAUGACUCUUGACAUUUCUGUGUCAGGCAAGCUCAGUCAGUUGCAGUUAAAGGCUUUGAUUGAAUUGUGAAUCUCUACUUGAUCCACGCCCUGAUGAAUGAACCAACGUUCAGAGAUACGGCCACUCGUAUAGCGGACUCUACAGCUAAUUCGGCACGAACACGUCUUUUUUUCUAAGUGUUUUUAAAGAUGCUACCAACUGCCGAUCUUGAAGGAACAGGAACUGUGUGUGUGUGUGUGUGUGUGUGUGUGUGUGUGUGUGUCAGGAGACAGUGGAUGGCUGCAGUCAUGUCUCUUAACAACAGGCGCAUUGUCACAUUUUUCAAUUCUCUCAUAUUGUUGUUCUGCUUCUCCACAACUGACAGCUGUCAGAGAUGCUAAAAAAUAAGAUUAUUAGUAGGAUGAGGCACACUUUUAAAGAAAGAUUGCUUUUACUGCCUGGGGUCCCAUUUUUAUAGUUUUAGCCAAUAUUCCUAUUAGUUAUGGUAACAUUUUACUCACUCAAAUCCAGUAGGGGAACAACACAAGGGGCCAUUUUAUCUAAAUUAUUUGGAAGUGAAAACAAAUCUAUAUGUUAAAGUAAUUACGCAAUCUGGUUGCUGUGAAGGAACACUGUACUUAACUGUAGUUCUGCGCAAAAGCAAAGCAAAGCACAAGUUUAAUGGACACUCGGGUAUGUUCAUGGUUUAGUUAACUGGGAGAUUGUUUAUAACUUCUUGCUCCCAUGGCUCACUGGGUCCCCAGAUAUCAGCACUUAACUGAGUGAGUAAAAUGUCUUGUAAAAGAUGACAGUGAUGUCAAAAAGGAUGAAAAGAAGAUCCAAUUGUACAAAAAUGCACAUUAUUGAGUAAUUUUAACACCACAGACUUCAUCUCAUUGUAUUUUUUCAGUGUUUUCUAAUAUUGUGUCUGUUUUGCAAUGUCUGUUAAGUGGUGGUAAAAUAUGGGUGGCAACAACAUGUGAGAUUGCAGGGCCAUUUUUUUGAAGGGGACUACCCAUUGUUCUGAAACCCUAAUAGUCCAAAAACUGUCCUGUUGUAACCACAGCCUGUUGUUAUAAAAUACACACUGGCCCUGGAGUUUCUUUCCCCUAAUCUAUUUUAUUUAUUUGAUAGGGACAGUGCACAGCUUCUUAGCUAUACUAGCUGCGACGUUGUGAAACAGCCGCAGUUUGUUUAAGUUCACACACCAACACUACUUGGUCAGGGUAAGGAAAAGAUGCUUUGGGUUAAAAUAACUACAUGAGUUAUGUCAGUUAAGUGCAUAAGUUAAAUUACAUUAUGUAUGUGAUGUAAGUUAAAACACUACUUAAGUUAUACCAUGCUGGUAUUUUCAGAGCAACGGGUAUUUGUUUUCAGGCUGUCAGACAAAUGGUCUUUCGAUCCAAUGGGACAUUUUUCAGACUAUUGGGGUUUUAGAAUAAUGCAAGUAAACCUGGCUGCUACCAGGUACUCCUCCAAUAAGUGGCCAUUGGAGCAAUGGCAUGGCACUUUUUCAACAUGUAGCAGAUUGGAUUCUUUGUGAAAUCUACAGAAGAUAGGCUAUAAUUAUUAGUUUAACACUAAUAAUGGAAGACGUAUGUUGUGUUGAAAAGAGAUCCCUUUUGUGGGACUGUGUGUAGUUUUUGAGAAGAUACGUGUACGUAUUCGUAUAACGUCUGUUUAUUUUUUAUAUUACUGUACAUAGACUCUACAGCAUGUGUAGACCUUGUGUAUUUCUGUUUAUUUGAUAUGAAAUAUGUUCUUAUGGCUUGUAUGAAACCAACUUUGCAUAUUUGUAACAUACAUCAAUGAAUAAUAGAAGACAAUGUAUUUGUGUAUUCAUGUAAUCCACCAGGCCUACCACCGUCAUGGCAGCUAAGUGUAUGAGAAAAGGCCUUUGCUGGAGAUGUUUUAUUUUGGAGUGUUGUACUCUGUUUAGGAUUGACUGUGUGUUUUUAGAGAAGAGCGAGUCUGUUGGGGUGGACAACAAAACAAUUUUUAUAAUUCUUUUUUUUUUUUAACUGCACAACAAACCCUUCCGUUUCUUUAAACUCAGCCACACAUGUUCUUAACUGGAGAUGUAUUUUUAGCUCAUAGGCCUAGAGAAAUGGCUGCAUCAGUAACUGUUCCAGUCAAUCAAUUGAAUGAAAGCACAAUUCUUCUUUAAGAUACAUGUGAGUUAGUUAAUCCUCAACCCAAGUAUUGGCUUCUAUUACAGAUGGAAACUAACUCUAAUCCUCUCUAAACUGUGUCAUUUUGUUACAGAAACUCCAAAUUCUUAAUUUUUUCCCCUCCAGCUCACUGUUGAUUUGUGAAUCUUAUUCAUUGAGUUGGAGUUAUAUCCUGGUAGCUACUAUUUCUGAGCCCCAUCAAUGUUCAUUCGUGCCCUUGGAAAGUUUAACUUAACUCAAGGUCCACUUACUGUAACAGCUUUGGCCAACGCUUCAGCUGAUGGCGUUAACUCAGGUGUCAUUACAUCACAGCGCACCGUAUGGGUACUAUACGUAUAUGGGCGUGAGAUAAUAACCCCUUGAAAGCUCGGGAAGCUAGUAAGUGGACAUUGAGUUAACAUAACAUGACUACAAAUCUAUUUCUGUGUUUCAUAACCUCGAUCAUGUGGUGAGAAUAAAUUUGGGGGCAUUAAUGGUCACUCUAACAAUUAGAGUGUUUUCCUUAAAAUAGGUUUGUUUUGUAUUAGUUUUUAAAAGAUCUUCAGUUCAUGGUAGCUCUGCCAGUUUUAUUUUUCUAGUUUAAAACAUUUUGAUAUUGUACAGUAUACAGUGUGUAUUCGUAAUGUAUAGAGGAUUAAAGGGUUGAAUCGGCAAAAGGAAUCACACAGCACCUUAUACUAAUUUAGAAGGCUUUGAAUGAAUCAUCACCUACAGCACGUUAGCAUGUAGCUGUACAUGUUGUCCCUGUUUUGCCGUCCUACCUGUCACAGCUUUAAGUUUAGAGACAUAACAAAAUGCAGAGGUAAUCUUUCUAUAAUGCAUUUGGAGGGAUGAAAUGAAGUCUGACAAACCACACCUUUCGUCUUGCUGAUUGUAAAGCUGAUUAAUUUAGAGGAUAAAAUCACUAUUUAGUAUCAGAGCCGGGGGUUCAACAGCGUGCGUAGGGCUGGGUAGCGCUCCAAACCUUUAGAUACCGGUGCCAUCAGAUACUUGAGAUGAAAACUUUUGUAAGUAUAUUCUGAAAAAAAAAAAUAAUCAUGUUCACCUCUUGUAAUUCACACAUCCAGUGCUGGUGCUGAAAAGAAAAUCUAGUAAUAAUCUUUUUCUGUUGAUUUGAUAUAGUGAGCUCAACUUUGUGAUGUGAUUACACAAUAUCUUUCCAACAAAACCAAAAGUGUUUUCAUUUCUGUGCCAGAAUAGUUUAUUACCCACGGGCCUCAUUUCUGCAUGAAACAGAUUGAUUUCUAUGUGUGUAAAAUUAUAUAUAUAAUUUCUAGAACAGUAAUAAUAACAUUUUUCUAACUUUUAAUGUGAUCAGUUUAUAUAUUGCCACUUUUACAAGUUAUCAAUUUAAAAUGCCAUGUAUUGUAUAGUAUCUUGUGGAGACAAGGUAACUAAAUGAUUCAUUAUGUACUUUGUUUAAACAUCGUCACAUUAUAAAACUAUACCAGCCCAUUAUUUAAAGUGCUGUUACUCUGACAUUACAUCACUCUUUUGUAAACACUUGCUAUGUCGCAAUAAACUGCUCUUGAAGAUU